Molecule: messenger RNA, 2565 nt
Organism: Anoplopoma fimbria (sablefish)
Lineage: Eukaryota; Metazoa; Chordata; Actinopteri; Perciformes; Anoplopomatidae
Product: forkhead box protein P1-B-like
Exons: 17
Coding region: 177-1925 (582 amino acids)
Biological process (GO): regulation of transcription by RNA polymerase II
Cellular component (GO): nucleus
Molecular function (GO): RNA polymerase II cis-regulatory region sequence-specific DNA binding; DNA-binding transcription repressor activity, RNA polymerase II-specific
Source: RefSeq, a predicted model, not a curated record
GCUAGCUCGCUACCGAGGAAGGCAGUGCUCCGAGAUCUGCGCCUCAGACACCACCCCGAGCCCAAGACUGUCCACCCCGCACACCCUCCUGCCUCUUUGCAGUGUUUCCUCUACAUUCUUUGAAGAGUGGUGCCCCUCACUGCCGGAGAGCUGCCCCUGUGCUCAGUGAAGUCCAGAUGCAUGAGUCUGGGUCAGAACCAACAAGCCACAUCAUUCCAGCCAUUCAGACAGAGAACGGGAAUAAUAGUGAGAAUGAGAGUCGAGUGAGGAGCAGCCAGACUCCUCCUCCAGAGGCACCAAGGGUUCCAGUGUCUUUAUCUAUGAUGACCCCACCAGCAGAGGCCCCUCAGCAAUUACAACAGACACCCCAGCAGCAGGUCCUCAGUCCUCAGCAGCUCCAAGCCCUGCUCCAGCAGCAAAAAGCACUCAUGUUACACCAGCAACAAAUUCAAGAGGUCUUCAAGAAUCAGCAAGAGCAGCUAAAUAUUCAGCUGCUGCAACAGAAGAAUGCUGGAAUUGUUAGUCAAGAGUUGACAGCCCAGCAGAUUGCCAUCCAGCAGCAGCUUCUUCAGAUGCAGCAGCAACAUCUCCUCAACCUGCAGAGACAAGGCCUGCUGUCUGUCCUUCCCAGCAGCCCCCUUGCACUCACAGGCUGUGAGAAUGGUAGCAUCCUGUCUGCUGCUGGAGACACCAGAGAGUCCUCCAGUCAACAAUCCAGCACCAACGGUCAUCACACUCUCCUGAAGAGGAAAGAAAGAGGGUCGCUGGAUGAAAACGCACAGAACAGCCAUGCACUGUAUGGAAACGGCAUGUGUAAAUGGCCUGGCUGUGAAACUGUCUUUGGAGACUUUCAGGCAUUUCUCAAACAUUUGAACGGUGAACAUAUACUGGAUGACAAGAGCACAGCACAGUGCCGUGUGCAGAUGCAAGUGGUUCAGCAGCUGGAACUGCAGUUGAGGAAGGACAAAGAGCGGCUGCAAGCUAUGAUGGCUCAUCUGAAGUCCUCUGAACCCAAACCCGCAGCACAGCCUGUGAAUCUGGUGUCUAAUGUGUCCUUCACACAGGCAACAUUGCCCAAAUGUUCGCCUCCUGUGAGUUUGUCUCAGAGUGCCAUGGCUCCAUCCACACCCAUGACGCCGCUCUCUGAAUCACCGUCAGUCCUCACUCCCAAUAGCAUGUUCACUGGAACCCCUGUGCGGAGGCGAUAUAGCCGCUCGGUGAGCCAAGGUAACGAUAUAGUUGAUAAUAAGGAGUUCUACUUGAGCACAGAAGUUAGACCUCCAUUUACAUAUGCGUCUCUAAUAAGACAGGCGAUAUUUGAAUCACCUCGCAAUCAGCUGACGCUAAAUGAAAUCUACAACUGGUUCACAAGAAACUUUGCAUAUUUCAGGCGCAAUGCAGCCACGUGGAAGAAUGCCGUCAGACACAAUCUCAGCCUCCAUAAAUGCUUUGUGCGUUUGGAAAAUGUGAAGGGAGCUGUGUGGACAGUAGAUGAGAUUGAGUUCCACAGGAGAAGGCCCCAGAAGACUGCUGGUAACGGGUCUCUGCUGAAGAACUCACAGAACCAUCAGAGCUCUGCUGGGUCUGCUCCUCAGAGUGGUGGUCUAGACGGCAACAACUCUCUCUACAACCCGGCCUUCAUGGGCAGCAUCCCGUUUCACUCGCUGCCUCAUAUUCUCCAAGAGCAGAUGAAUGGAGCCCUUGCUAAUGGAUCUGGAUACCAAAGUGACAGCAGUGCAACACAGUCCCCUCCUCAAGCUUUCAUUAAAGAGGAACAGGAAGACGAGGAGAUUUGUGAAGGUUAUCCCUACGAGUCCCCGGAGAGCACAGACGAGCUCGGCCACAGCCCGGAGAUGAACCACGAUGAAGACAACGGCAGCCCGGAGAGGCCAAAUCUUCACAUCGAUCGCGUGCCUUCUCUCUGACCAUGAGGUCCAAAUUCUCCACUGCAAGGCCGCUUCACUCACAGCCUGUGUGACUUUAUAUUCCAAAAGUUUCCCAAAACAACUGCUUCAUCUUCUUAACCAAACACUCUCUUCUUGGGGGACAAUUUUUUUUUUUUAUCAGCAUUUUUUUUUUAAGUCUUUCUGUAAAGUAGAGUGAGAUCACAAAAAACACAUCUGUUCAUGAUUUUUCUUAUUUUAUAUAUCUAUAUAUAUAUGUGGAAACAAAAGGACAAUGAUGAGCAGAGAAGCCAAAGGAAAAGGAACAUUGAUAGUUCACUUCACAAUGAAACGUUUCCCCCUUCUGUAUAGCUGCUUUAUGCUAUGUUGGGGCCUCGCUACCUAAUUUUAUUUUAGUAGUCAUAAUAUAUAAAAAAUUUCUAGAAGAAAAAAAAACGUUACUUAAAAAAUCUAAAUGUUCACUGCCAACAUGAUCUGAUAUAUUUGUAUUUAAGGUAAGAGACAAUUGUUGAAAAGAAUGCGUAGCUUCUUUAUACUUGUCGGUCUUUUUCACCCCUUCCACAAAACAUUGCUGAAUUCCGCUCUAAUUGAGCUUGUAAAAGUAGAAAAAUAUAGAUUUACCAUUAUUGUAAACCAAUGCAUCUUUAUGAAUAAUAAAUCC